Messenger RNA from Clonostachys rhizophaga, 552 nucleotides. The record is from the annotation of a GenBank genome assembly. Lineage: Eukaryota; Fungi; Ascomycota; Sordariomycetes; Hypocreales; Bionectriaceae.
AUGGUCCGAGUGAAGGAGCGUUACCUUCUGGUCAACAUCAUUUACCCCCCCGCCGAGGGUUCUCGCGUUGGCAAAUCGACCACGCCAAAUCUUGUCGUCCAGCACCAACCAACCACUGAGAAUCUCACUCCAGGCAUACUCGUCAGGGCUCUCAAAUCACAAGUCGCUUCAUUAUUUGGAGACUAUGGUGCAGGGUGUCUCGAGAGCGAUCUGUCAGUUAAAUACUUUUCUCUUGCUACUUCUACAGCCAUCAUAAGAUGCUCUAGAGACCACUAUCAAAUGCUGUGGUCAGCCUUGACCUUUAUGGAUCGCGUUCCAACCAAGGACGGGAGUGGGAGACCUUGCAUUUUUCGCGUUGUACGUGUCAGCGGCACCAUUCGCAAGGCGGAGGAAGAAGCCAUCCGCCAGGCCAAACAACGACUCAUUGAGGCCAAAGAAGCUUCCUCACAAAUACCUUCCUCACUGGCACCUACAGAAUCAAGUCGGCCAGAUGUAAUUCUUGACGCUAUGGGUGAUUCGGAUGACGAGUCGAUGCACGACGCCGAUGACUGA